Messenger RNA from Cotesia congregata, 2007 nucleotides. NCBI's taxonomy places the organism in Eukaryota, Metazoa, Arthropoda, Insecta, Hymenoptera, Braconidae. The record is from the annotation of a GenBank genome assembly.
AUGCUGAAGUGUAAAAUAAAUUUACUAUUGAUUAUUUGGUCACUUAUUAAUAUUAUUUUAUGCGGCGAGUUAACUAAAAUUUCGCAACAACCAUCCAACGUCCUUGAAGAUUUCUUUGGGUAUCGUCAUAUUUCUAUUAUUCACUUCACUAUUCCGGAAAAUGUUAUCAAAGCUAUCUUCAAGUUCACUGCUAAAGAAGCUAAGACUGGAGGAUUGGGUAAUUGUUCGCCGCGAGAUGUUUCAAUUUACUUAAAGUCCGGAAGUAUUCCAUUAGUUCAUCCGGACGGCUCUAAAAUUAGUGCAGAGUUGUUGAAAAACCGAAGAUCAUUUUAUGAGCUUAAUUUGACAAGCGCUGGCGAUCAAUAUGAAAUUUCUGCAACGUCCCCGGCUUCGGGUGACUGGUAUGCUAUUGCAUUUAGAUCGUGGACCGAUCCUGACUCUGAAAAAAUUACUCAGCAAGGUAUUGGAACAGCAUGCGAUACAGUUCUGGAUGCUGAAUUAUUUGUAGAACGAGUUGAGCAGUCGUUAUUUGCAAAGAAAAACGAUGACGAUACAGUAACAUUAAAUGAUAAUUCAUUGGACACUGCUAUUAUUCAAUUUUUUGUACCUGAAGAUCAACAAAUAGUAAAUAUUUCGUUGAUUUCAUCAUGUGAAGAGUGUAAAGUCGCUGCUAAUGUUAUCACGAAGGAAACUUUAACCGGUGCAUUGAUUAAUCAGUCUGAAACGACUCUAGUUUUUAAGCCUUAUGUUAAUUCUUUACAUUACUUGACUCUUCGUCUUUUGUCGGGUAAUGCAACUAACAUUUCAAUCGCAUUACCACUGGACGACUUAUCACUAAGCGACAAUGCUUAUGACAUCAACGAUGACGUUGUGGCUGUGAAUAAAGUACCGCUGACAAGAAAAUCUCUUCCAGAUUUUUUUUUAUUUGAUUAUGAGCAUUUAUUAGGUAAUUCUAGUAAACCUUCACCCGUUAAUAUUACGGUUGACAAGCUAACAGUAUUAAGUUACCAAGUAGCACCAGUUUAUGAUGUCGGUGGUACUGUUUCUAUUGCCGCCGAUUUGUGGUCAAACAAUAUAAAACCAACAAUUAUUCACAUUCCAUACCCAGAACCCGGCACUUGGCAUCUAAGUAUGAAAGCUUUUUACGUAGAACCUAAGUGCAAUUGUUCUGAAGAAUGUCGUACAACUGGCUGUAAAUUAUGCAGCUGCAUGAAUGAAACGAUGACGAAAGUAGAAACCAAUAUAGCUUCAUCACCGUGCAUCGAGGGACAUUGCAAUUCAAAUGGUCGGUGUCUUCAUUACAUGAACGGUGGAUCUGUAUUCUCAGCAUGUUAUUGCAAUGGUGGAUACCGCGGAUUCGAUUGCGCGGAUGACACUUACGUUUUAACUGGUGGAAGUAUUCUUGUGCGCUUAUUGCUUCUUACAUUGAGUAAUUUAGCAUUUUUAGCAUCAAGUUAUGUAGCGUUUCGUCGAGAAUACUACACGGAAGCUGUCGUCUACGUCUCGGUGAUGUUCUUCUCAACAUUUUAUCACGCUUGCGAAGCCGGGGAAAAUAUUAUGAGUUUCUGUAUCGCGAAGCUCAGUGUACUGCAGUUUUGCGACUUUUACAACGCUCUUUUGUCAAUUUGGGUGACUCUGGUAGCGAUGGCGUCAUUUGGACCGAGGCUCACGGCUUUCUGUCAAAUUAGUGGAGCUAUUAUUCUUGCUCUGGGUGCUGAGUUAGAUCGUACAGCUCUCUGGGUCUUUCUGCUGCCUGCUAUCACUGGCUCCAUUUUAAUCGGAGUGUCUUGGGGCUUACGUUGUCGAAGACAACGAAACUUUGGAUACCCCGUAUCAAGAUACCGCAAUGUUUAUCUUCCAACUGGACUUGGUCUCGUUUCUGUCGGCUUAAUUUGCUACGCAUUUCUUCAGACGCGUCGGAAUUACCAUAUUAUUCACAGUUUUUGGCAUGUUUGCAUCGCAUUGAGUGUGGUUUUACUUCUUCCUAAGCGUAAACAUAUGAAAUAG